AUGGCGCCUCCUUACCCAGACGAUAGCCGACCAUAUUCGGGACCGUCUCGGCGGGUAUACCCUCCCAGAGACGACCGGGAUGGCCGCAUGUACGAUGAUCGCUCUCGCUCACGCUCGCCUGGCGGCCCUUCUCACUCGCCUCCCACGCGACCAGCAGCAGAUCGCAGGCACGAAUACUCUCGGGAGAGAGAUGCUGGACAGCAGUAUGAAGACUGGGAUCGGGAUGACUAUCGUCAUCGAUCGCCUCCGCGACGAGGAAGACAAGGAUAUCGCGAUCGCGAUCUCGAAGGAUAUAAAUCGCCAGACUACAGCCGCAGUCGUAGUCCACGUCGAGGGCAGUCUGGAUUCGGCCCAGAGAGUCGCGAGAUCAUGCUGGAAGGCUUUCCCGUGGAUAUGACCGAGGACGAUAUCAGGGACGAGCUUCAGAACGCAUACCAGGUUCAUGGCUUGGAGGAAAUUCGAGUGAUUCGAGAUCGACAAACGAAGGUGUCGCGACAGCUGGGAUUCCUCCGAUUUCACUCUGUCAACGAGUCCAGAACCUUCCUAGAGCGGAAUCACCCUUUCAUUUAUUUGUACGGACCGUCCGCGGGAGAUAACGACCGAAGCACGAAAGUCCGGAUAGCAUACAGCCGCGAGAGAGAAGAUCGGGCUCGACCAAAAACAGAAGGCGACUGGACGUGUCGUAUGUGUGCUGUCGUCAACUUCGCGACCCGGCCAAAGUGUUUCCGCUGUAACGCCCCUCGUCCAGCUUCAGAAAUCAUGCCCGUUGGCCCGCCCGGCGUUCCCGCGCCGAAGGUCGUGAACAAUGGUGACAACGACGCUGCCCCCGAGAACCAACCAUCCCAAUUUCUUCUGUUCCGAGGUCUGGAGUCCUCGGUAACUGAGGAACUCUUGGCCAAAGGUGUUGCGAAGCUCUACCGGCCUACUGGGGGAAGCAAAGAUGGUCCUUCAUCCAGCAAUCAGAAGAAAGGUGCCAAAGUCGCGUCGACGACUGGAGAUGCCAACCUUGGAGCUCGAGAAGGCUCUAUCCGUCGCGUACUGCUCGUUCGUGACCGGAGAACGAAUGAAAGCUGGCGCUUUGGGUUCGCUGAAUUCGCCAACGUAUUGGAUGCGCAAGCCGCAAUGACACGCUUGAACUCGUUCGAAAAAUUUACCAUUUCAUCCAGGCCUGUCAUGGUUAGCUACAUCCACGCAGGUGUCUUCGUACCAGUUAUGGAUCCAAACCCCAGCACGGCCCACUUCACAUUCAGCCCACUGUCGAAUCCGUCUGUCAAACUCAUGUACUGGGAUGACGAAGGGUAUGCCACUGAGCUGAUGCUUACAUCGAGCGAAGAUGAUGUUGGCCAAGAUGAACCUAAGAGCACCAAGCCUUCUGGACAGCGAGAACCAAAUGAAUCCAAGGGCACAAAAGAUGCCGAAAAGGCUAAGAAAAGGAAGGCCGAUACUGCAGCAAGCGCGAGUGCAAAGAAGCUUGCCGUGCCGUCCCACCUACAAUUUUGGAGUAACCGCCAUGCCGAGCUUCACGGCAUCGCGAAAGAUGGUGAAGAAAACGCCGCGGACGCUGAAUCAGAGAAGGGUGGAUUGCCCACAGACCUAGGCGCACCACCUGCUCAAUCCUAUGCCGAUCUCAACCGAAAUUGCUGCUAUCUCUGUAUGCGGUUAUUCAAGAGUUCCGCCAAUGUCAACAUUCACGAAAGACUUAGCCAGCUCCACCGAGACAACCUACAGAAUGAGGAGGCGAAAGCACGAGGCAUGGCCAAGCUGGUCAAGCAUGGGAUCAUUCAGCAAUCUUCAUCCGAAUAUCGCGACCGUGCUAGGGAGCGUCGCCAGGCAUUUGGUCAUACGAAGACUGGGGCUCGACAAAAGCCCGCAGCACCCAAGGAAGAGGAUGCGCCGCCAGUUCAAACAACCUCGAAGGGUGCGUCACUGUUGAGCAAGAUGGGCUGGUCUGAAGGCUCUGGUCUAGGGGCGCAGGGUACUGGCGUGACUGCUCCAAUUGCCACAGAAGUCUAUGCGCAGGGCGUAGGCUUGGGUGCACAAGGAGGCAAGCUUGGUGAUGCCGUGGAAGAGGCUGGCCGAAACACCAGAGGACGAUACGAUGAAUUCUUGGAGAAGACCAAGGAGACAGCCCGCCAGCGCUACGAUCAGAUAAAUCAGUGA
Molecule: messenger RNA, 2160 nt
Organism: Penicillium subrubescens
Lineage: Eukaryota; Fungi; Ascomycota; Eurotiomycetes; Eurotiales; Aspergillaceae
Product: putative G-patch domain protein
Exons: 7
Coding region: 1-2160 (719 amino acids)
Biological process (GO): mRNA splicing, via spliceosome
Cellular component (GO): nucleus
Molecular function (GO): RNA binding
Source: RefSeq, a predicted model, not a curated record